GGCAGCUUAGGCUGGCGGCCCUUUUUUAGAUCGGAUUAAUAGGCGCUGGUAAAUCCAUGGCAAACUCAACUCGGAGCGAGAAGGAGGGGGCCGCCCUGCCAAAUUGUGCAUCGUGAUGUCAAGUGGAACAUAGGGACGCUCAAAAAUGGACGGGACGGCGGUGGAGGGUCAGGCCAAGACCCUGAAGCGGGUGAGGUUUCGGGUGGCUUCGGGGAGCAGUGGUCGCGUGCUGAAGGAGAUGUUCAAAGACGAGGGGCCCUGUGACUCGCUCGACUCGGACUGCACCAGCAGCUCGGCGACCAGCGGGGACGGGGCCCCCUAUGGCGGGUACUUGGGGUCCGAGCUGGAUGACAGCGAGAGUGAACCUGACGAGUUACUGGUGUACGCUGCCGGGGCUGCCAAGGACCGGACGUUCACCUCCAAAAGGAUCAACAUCCUCAGCAAGAAUGGCACUGUAAGAGGGGUCAAGCACAAAGUCAGCGCGGGUCAGACGCUCUUUGAAAACCUCUCCCAUUGCAACAGUGUGGAGUUAUUGCUGGAGUUAGGUCAGAUGGUGAUCUACACUACCAGCUUCCGCGUGGUGAGAACCACAUUCGAGCGCUGCGAGCUGGUGCGCAAGAUCUUCCAGAACCACAGGCUCAAGUUUGUGGAGAGGAACAUUGCUCUGGACAGCGACUACGGCAAGGAGCUGGAGGAACGCUGCAAGCGGGUGGGAGAGCCUCCAUCGCUGCCUGUGGUUUUCGUAGACGGACACUACCUUGGGGGUGCUGAGAAGAUACUGAGCAUGAAUGAAUCAGGAGAACUACAAGAUCUUUUGACAAAAAUUGAGAGGGUGCAGUACCCCGAGACGUGCCAGAGUUGCGGAGGCUUCGCCUUCGUCCCGUGCCCGACGUGCCAUGGCAGCAAAAUGUCUGUGUUCCGCAACUGCUUCACGGACUCCUUCAAAGCCCUCAAGUGCACUUCCUGUAACGAGAAUGGACUGCGGCCUUGUGGGAGCUGCAGCCAGUGA
This is a messenger RNA of Hippocampus zosterae (dwarf seahorse), 1009 nucleotides long. RefSeq names its product glutaredoxin and cysteine rich domain containing 1 a (gene grxcr1a). NCBI's taxonomy places the organism in Eukaryota, Metazoa, Chordata, Actinopteri, Syngnathiformes, Syngnathidae. The coding region runs from base 146 to 1009 and encodes 287 amino acids. The record is from RefSeq and is a predicted model, not a curated record. Gene Ontology annotation, biological process: sensory perception of sound. The transcript has 4 exons.